AUGAAAACACUUUUGUGCCUGGUGACACUCCCCAUCCUUGGAAUCGCCUAUCCUCCUCGUCUCGGCGACCCGUUCAGUCCUCUCGGGCCGUGGACAAAUAGGGGUCCACCAUGUGGACUUCCAAGCUUUGUCGAGAAGCUCCCCGAGGAAGCGCAAGAGAAGGUGCGAUCUAUAUGGAGUAACUACAAGGAGGGAGAAGAUUGCAUGAAGGAACAUAAACAGACCAAAGAAAUUCUUCAUGAACUUCCUGAAGAAGUGCGGGAGAGGGUCAUGGGUGGAAAAUGUGGACCAAGUUUCCUUCGCAAUGUUUCAUCAACCGUACGACGAGAAUUUCGUGCAGUUUGGUUUGAUCAUCGUCUUCCUCUGGAAGCGAAAGAGCUUACACUCAAGAGACUUGCUUAUUCGUUAUUGAGUGGAGAAUCGCUCGCAUUGUACGUAAAAUGGGAAGAAGAACUGCAACAUCGAAAGAAAGACCUCGAAAACAAAAUUGAUGCUCUUUCCCCGGCAGCAAAAGAGGCAUAUGAGGGAUGGAAGAAACUUCGGAUGCAGGAAAAGCUCUACCUAGCCGAAUUGCCGAAAGAAAUUCGUGAGGAACUCCGAUCAUUGUGUGGAUGGAAGAAAAGAGAAGAGCUCAGCACGGAAGCACCUGUAACCACGUCAACAGAUUCUGAAGAGACCACACAGGUGAUGGAUCUGACGACUACAGCUCAACCCAUAAUUGAGGAAAAAACUAAGGAACUUGAAUUUGCCUCCUUCCUUGACGUAUCAAUGCCAGAAGAGUUGAACAGUGAAGCGCAAUGCUCAUAUUACGCUUGA
Messenger RNA from Necator americanus (New World hookworm), 816 nucleotides. RefSeq lists its product as uncharacterized. The record is from RefSeq and is a predicted model, not a curated record. NCBI's taxonomy places the organism in Eukaryota, Metazoa, Nematoda, Chromadorea, Rhabditida, Ancylostomatidae. Bases 1 to 816 code for a protein of 271 amino acids. The transcript is spliced from 7 exons.